Molecule: messenger RNA, 1195 nt
Organism: Anopheles coluzzii
Lineage: Eukaryota; Metazoa; Arthropoda; Insecta; Diptera; Culicidae
Gene: RpL5
Product: 60S ribosomal protein L5
Exons: 3
Coding region: 130-1023 (297 amino acids)
Biological process (GO): ribosomal large subunit assembly; translation
Cellular component (GO): cytosolic large ribosomal subunit; ribosome
Molecular function (GO): structural constituent of ribosome; 5S rRNA binding
Source: RefSeq, a predicted model, not a curated record
ACUUGGGCGCGCUCGGCUGUCAGUGUCAAAAGGCCAUCUUGUUUUCUCGUUCUUUUUUCUGGUAGACACCGACGUGUAGAAAACGUGUUGAGCGUUUCGUGUGUCGAAAAUUUCCCAAUUUAAUUCGAAAUGGGGUUCGUUAAGGUAGUGAAGAACAAGCAGUACUUCAAGCGUUAUCAGGUCAGGUUCCGUCGCCGUCGCGAGGGCAAGACCGACUACUAUGCCCGCAAGCGCCUGAUUUUCCAGGACAAAAACAAAUACAACACGCCGAAGUUCCGGCUGAUCGUUCGCCUGAGCAACCGCGACAUCACCUGCCAGAUCGCGUACGCCCGCAUCGAGGGCGAUCGCAUCGUGUGCGCGGCCUACUCGCACGAGCUGCCACGUUACGGCGUGAAGGUUGGUCUGACCAACUAUGCCGCCGCCUACUGCACCGGUCUGCUCGUUGCUCGCCGCAUCCUGCAGAAGCUGCGCCUGGACACGCUGUACGCCGGCUGUACCGAUGUGACCGGCGAGGAGUACCUGGUCGAGCCGGUCGAUGAAGGACCGGCCGCCUUCCGGUGCUACCUGGAUGUGGGUCUGGCCCGCACCACCACCGGUGCCCGUGUGUUCGGCGCCAUGAAGGGUGCCGUCGAUGGCGGACUGAACAUUCCGCACUCGGUCAAGCGUUUCCCGGGCUACAGCGCCGAGAACAAGAGCUUCAACGCGGAAAUGCACCGUGACCACAUCUUCGGCCUGCACGUCGCCAACUACAUGCGCACGCUGGAGGAGGAGGACGAGGAGGCGUUCAAGCGCCAGUUCAGCAAGUACAUCUCGCUGGGCAUCAAGGCUGAUGAUAUCGAAAACAUCUACAAGAACGCCCACGCCUCCAUCCGCAAGGAUCCCUCCUUCACGAAGAAACCCGAGAAGAAGGUCACCAAGAAGCGGUGGACGAUGGCCAAGUUGCCGCUCGCCGCCCGCAAGGAGAAGAUCGCGAAGCACAAGGCCGACUUCCUGGCCAAGAUCCAGGCCGACGUCGAAGCCUAAGCGGGCUGCCCCGUCGCCGUCGACCGUUCUUCUUCUCUUCGUGGUGGUGUAUCAUCCUUGUUCUGUCCUGUUCUUCGCCUGUGCGAAGGAUGAGGCGAGCAACAGAAAAAAAACAUUCGUUUAUUUUUUGCUUCUACUAUUCGCUGAAGAUAAACAUUAUGUUUGGACGCGA